This is a messenger RNA of Achroia grisella, 2853 nucleotides long. RefSeq names its product sodium/hydrogen exchanger 9B2-like. Gene Ontology annotation, molecular function: antiporter activity. Bases 258 to 1835 code for a protein of 525 amino acids. The record is from RefSeq and is a predicted model, not a curated record. Gene Ontology annotation, biological process: proton transmembrane transport. Lineage: Eukaryota; Metazoa; Arthropoda; Insecta; Lepidoptera; Pyralidae. The transcript is spliced from 13 exons. Gene Ontology annotation, cellular component: membrane.
UUGGCUUAAACAUAUUUAUUUACUUACUCUGAAUAGAAUAUUUAAUUUAGUGAAUAAACAGACUGUGAUACUAUAAAUUUUCGUGUUUUAGAUAUUUUUUAUAUACAAUCAUUAUAGGUAUAUAUGAAUUUUAUAGAAACUCUAAGAAAGCAAAUUUGUAGUUACAUCGUAUUUACUUCUACUUUAUUGGAAUACUAAAGUGACUUAUUAGUCUACUGCCCACUGUAAUUAACCAGUUAAGAAAUGCGUGACGUAUAAUGACGAUGGAAAAUAAUUUAAAUGAUCCAGGUGCUCGAGUGUAUACGUUCGUAGAUGAGAAAAACGAGGGAUCUAGUGACAAUUGGUGGGAGAAAUUAUGUUUACGAUGUCACCAAGAAGACCCAACACCGUCCUGGCAACCGUCUUGGUGGACAAAAUUAUUCCCUUUUCCUUUCUUCUCUACAUACAGACAGACGGCACAGCAGCUUUGCAUCAUUAUGUUCUUUCUACUAACCUGGGGCAUCCUGUACGCAGAGUUAGGAGAAUCUGUGGGCUUAAAUGGCGAGCUCCUUAGCAUGACCUUUUUAGUCAUAGCGGCGUACUUAAUUGGAUGGCUGUGGUUAAAAAUCACUACGUUACCGGCACUUAUAGGCAUGUUGGUGACAGGAAUUUUAUUCCAAAACUUAAAUAUAAUACACAUGACCGACACUUAUAGGAAGCUGAACCAAGAUUUGAGGAAAGUAGCCUUAGUUAUUAUUUUAACUCGAGCAGGACUAGGCUUGGAUGCUGCAAUUUUAAGAAAGCACUAUGUAGCAGUCUUACAAUUAGGUUUAUUGCCGUGGCUGGUCGAAUGCGUUGCCAUUAGUGUUACUUCGCAUUACUUAUUGGGAUUGCCUUGGAUAUGGGGUUUCCUCUUGGGGUCAAUGAUAGCUUCAGUAUCUCCAGCUGUAGUUGUCCCCUGUCUCUUCAGGUUGAGAGACGUGGGCUAUGGUGUUUCUAAAGGAAUACCAACAUUGCUUCUGGCUGCUGCAGCCAUAGAUGAUUCCAUCAGUGUUGCAGUUUUCGCUAUAAUUUUGAAUGCUAUGUUCUCUCCGGGUUCGGUGACUUUCAAUAUUGUAAAGGGACCACUAUCAAUAAUCGUUGGCGUAUUGUUUGGAUCACUAUGGGGUGCCAUGCUUGCUAUAAUACCAGAGAAGGGCGAUAUAUAUAUGGUGCCUUUGAGAUUUUUAGCAUUAUUUUUAGGAGGACUGUUCGCUUUGUUCAUAUCAAGUCUAAUCGGAUGGAGUGGAGCAGGACCACUUGCCAUAGUUUCAUCAGGAUUCGUUGCAGCCUAUUUCUGGGAGAAACAAGGAUGGGUCGUCAAUAAGAAUCCAGUUAGCAACAUAUUCAGAAUAUUAUGGAUAUUUUUUGAGCCUAUUCUCUUUGCUUUCACUGGUGCACAGAUUACGAUUAGUGCCUUGGACCCUGAAGUUAUUAAAAUGGGAGCGAUAUGCCUUAUUUCGUGUUUAUUGCUUCGAGUUAUAGCGACUUUCCUGGUUAGUUUCGGAUGUGGGCUAAAUAAAAAAGAAAAACUGUUCAUCGGUGUAACUUGGCUUGCUAAGGCUACUGUACAGGCCGCCUUAGGUCCCGCUGCAUUAGACCUUGUAAAUAGCGGCCAAACAUCUGGUCUUCCACCAUCAGAAGAAGAACAACAUUCUAAAGCACUUCUUGCUGUGAGCGUACUCAGUGUAAUAAUAUCAGCUCCUUUAGGUGCGAUCCUCAUUGCCAUAACUGGGCCAAAAUUGUUAUCAAAAGGUGACGAUUCUAAAAAUAACGACGACAUCGAAGUUACGCAAAGGAUAGACACCCAAUUAUAAUCUCGCCUCUUUUUCUAGUCUUAAUUGUUAAUUAAUUGAACCACCUCGUUAAAAAUAAUGUCACCUUCUACAACUUGAAGAAUGUGAUAUUUACCCCUGACCAAUAUGGGUAGAUUUUUUUUUAUAUUAUCGUAAAGAAUUAUGUCAAAAGUUAUUUUUUAGUUUAUUGAUAUCAAAUAUGGAACAAACAAAAACAGGAAUUGAAGAGUUAUAAGUAUCGUAUAUUCUGGCCCAAUUAAGGGUUGACUUUGGGAACAAAAAAAUCUUGAAUUAAAGUCACUAUUGAAAUAGAAGACUGCAGACAUUAGACAAUGUAGUAGAUGAUACAAAUUAAUAGAUACUUAAAUUAAUGAUUUAUGUUACUAAGUAAUAAUAAUGAAAUCUUCUAAAAUUCGUACUUACAUAAAAAAUGUAAUUAUCGAUACUUACUUUAUAUCGAAUAACGAUCUGAUUUACUUACUGUAUGAACUUGUACUUAAUACCCGAAGGUAAUAUUUGUCAAAGGACCAAGUCAAAAUAUUUUUGUCAAAUUAAAAACAAAAAGGAAAGCAACUGUGUACUUAUAUGUAUGUAAAGCACCAUUAGGGAAUUUAGAUCUGGAACUAUUUUCAUACAAAUGAGAUCUUACAAUGUAUUACUAUACCGUUGUGUGUACUUAAAUAAAAUUAAGGAUAUUAAUUAUUCAGACCCGGACAUAGCUAUACAUACUAUACUAGCCCUAGAUAUUAUACUAUCCCUAACAAAACAAAUCUUGUGUAAGACUACAUAAAAUAUUUAUAUUUUUUUGUAUAAAUACUUAUAUUUUGUAAAUAAUACAUUAUAUAAAUCCGAAUAUUACUAAUUAUGAUACUUAUAUAGAAAAAUGUUUAUAUUAUACAGGUAUGUGCCUUACAAAGCCAACCUUCAGAAUGAUCGUUGAAAUUUUAAUAAAAUGUAUAAAAUCUUAUGUAUUUUCGAUUAGGUAAUAUUAAAUCUUAUAUUACAUUUAUAUACUUAAAACAUUUAUUGUGUAGAACAG